Molecule: messenger RNA, 2667 nt
Organism: Dufourea novaeangliae
Lineage: Eukaryota; Metazoa; Arthropoda; Insecta; Hymenoptera; Halictidae
Gene: Cp190
Product: centrosome-associated zinc finger protein CP190
Exons: 5
Coding region: 79-2667 (862 amino acids)
Molecular function (GO): protein binding
Source: RefSeq, a predicted model, not a curated record
AAUAUAUCUAGUGUACUAAGGAAAUUUAUAAGAGAUGGAGCUGAGUGGAAUAUUGAAAUAUUGUUAAAUAGGUAAACAAUGGAAGCAACAAAUCAAGAAAAAAACCUCCCUUCUCGGGGAUUGAAGCAAGUAAAGGUGGAUAACUGGGGAACUUUUUUCCUUCAACGACUUCAGCAACUCUACUUUGAGGAAGAAUUGCUCGACCUUACUAUUAAGUUUCCCACUAGUGACAUCACUGUUCAGGCUCAUCGUUUAGUUAUAACAACAUGCACAGAUUAUUUUUCACAAUUAGAGAGAGAACAGAAAGAAAAGGAUGACAACUUUGAUGGAGUAAUUAUUAUGCCUCCAGAUAUGCCGUAUGAAUGUGUUAAAUCUAUUAUAAGUUUUAUGUACACUGGACAGUUGGAGUAUUGGACUUCUGAACAACAUGCUUUAUAUCGUACUGCACAGAAAAUGAAUAUGACUGUACUAACUAAGUUGCUUGAUGCACAAUUUAAUACUACUUCUUUACAAAAUGAGCAAUCACCGAAGUGCAAUACACGAUCAACAGUAGCAGUUUCAAAGCCUUCAACAUCUAGCACAAAGCCGACAACAACUUCCAGUCCCUCACCAGGACUUUCAACUCAACCAUUACCAGGUAGAAAACUUCCUAUUUGGAAACGGAAAUUAGAUGCACCGCAAAACACACCGUCACUUAGUUAUGAAAUGCGAACAUUCCAUGGGAUAUCCUCAACGAACAGGCCUACAGAAGUGACUCCAGGACCUUCGCGGUUUGAUCUCCCCGAAGCCGAGGAGUUUGCGCUCGGCGUAUUUUCGUCAUUCGAUGACAUCACUUAUAGUACCAAACCGAUUGUACAAGCUCCAGACACGUAUAAGAGAGACAAUUCGCCUAGCGGUAAAUGUUCACCGGAUAGAGACAGUAAAAAUGAUACAACGGAAGAUGAAGAAGAUGAUGCCAAUACAAAUGAGAAAAGUUUGAAAGAAGUGAAUUCAGAUGACGAUUGGUCUGUAACUAGAUGUUUCCAAAGGGGCCAAGAGACGCAACCGUCGCCAUCAAAAAGAGUACGAUUCGAUCUUGAAGAAAAGGAGAAUAUGGAAAAAGGGAAAUCGUCCUACAAAACAAACUCAGAAGAUUCCAUUACUAAUCAUGCAAAAAUCAUUCGAGAGGUAUUGAAGAAAUAUCCUCACUUAGUAAAGAAUAAUAAGAACAUACGAUUGAAGAUAAUGCAAAAGGAGGCGAAAUCCUCUGAUAGUAAUUCAGCAUCUAAAACAAAAGUUUCUUAUGUGGUUCUAAAAUCUGAUCAUUUGAUGUCAAGCAAUAGUGGCGAGGACAACGAAACGAAAAGUAACGGAAACGUUGAUGGCGGCGAGACUGGUCCUUGGAAGUGUAAUAAAUGCGAUAUAGAAGAAGAAUACACAAAUUACUAUAUGUAUAGAAGGCACAUGCAGGAUGUGCACGAAGAAAAAUUCGAUCCGAGAGUUUGCGAGCAUUGUGGUUACAAAGCGACCAAACGAAAUAUCUUAAUGUAUCAUCUUUACACGAAGCAUAAUGUGCCUCCGCCGAAAAGCAUGUGUUUCCCAAAGUGUCAGGCAUGUUCUUACGUGGCGCUAUCGGAAACACUUCUGGUGAGACACCAGAUAAAUCACAACCAUCGUCCAACAUCACGCCAACAGUCAUCAUCAUCGGAAGAAAUUCAAUGCAUGCAGUGUACGCAGACGUUUAAAGACGUCACAGAAUUGACCACCCAUGAAAUUAAUACUGGUCACGGUAGUUCGUCAGAAGGAAAAGAAAAAGGUCAUCGUUGUCCUCAUUGUGGCAAAGUUUUCGUACGCGCUACAAAUUUACAAGUUCAUCUGGACUGUGUGCACAAGGAUUUACGAGAGCUGGACAAUGUAUCCAUGCCAUCGAUUUCUUUGGAACCCUCAUCGGAAGCCGAAGCACUUAGUCAUGUUGCGAGUGGAAUAGCAGCUUCCUUAGGUGUUGGAGACGGCGUUCCACCCGAAUCGCAAGAAGAAGCUUCAAACGCGACGGAAUAUGUCGAGUCGGACAUGCAAUUAAAUAAUAUUUCACACGAGAUGACUUACAGUACACACGAACUUGAUGGUCAACCUAUGAUUAUGCUUAUUGACAAUGAUGAUAAUUAUCAACAACAGGAAAAUGAGCAACAACAACAGCCGCAACAAUUGAACAUUUCUGACAACGAACAGAUCGUAAUGCAAGGCACAGAGGAUGGUAUGAUUGUUUACAUUCAUGGAAAUGAGGAAACGGACCGACAAACAUAUGAGGACUAUCAAACCGAAGAACUUACUGAAGAAACGGAGGAGAUAGUGGAAGAAGUGGUUGAAGAAGUCGAAGAAAAAGAAACGGAUGAAGAAAUGCAAGUUGAACAGACCGAGGAGGUGUUAGAGGAAUGCAACGUUGAUCAAGUAGAAGAGGUUAUACAGUAUGUAGAAGAACAAACAGAAAUCGUGGAGUAUGACGAGCAAUGCAGCGAACAAAGUAACAGUGUUGAUGAGCCACAAGAAUCAGUAAUGAUCAUUGAAGAAGAACACCUUGAUGAAGAACAUCUUGAUGAAGAACAAGAUUCUCAGAAGGAUGAUAAAGACAACAAAGACAGAAGCUUUACCGAGUGGGAUGAGGACAGUGAAGAAUUAGUUGAAUCCUAA